AUGUCCACGAAUGCAUCUUCUUUAGCCUCACUAACACUGGAAACACUGGAAUUAUCUAACGCAUAUGUCUACCCGGCUUUUUUGUUCGGGACUUUAACGUAUCUGUUUAUCAUGUUUUGCAACCUGUUGGUUUUAACCUCCAUUGCUUGGAGUAAAAAGCUGCACAAGCCCAUGUUUAUCCUGCUGUUGAACUUGCCCAUUAGUGACAUGGUGGGUGCUACAGCUUUCUUCCCUCAGCUUGUUCACAGCAUUGUGACGCAGAAUAGACUCAUCUCCUAUCCUGCAUGUAUUAUUCAGGCUUUUCUGAUUCAUGUUUAUGGUGCAGGAAACUUGCUGAUCUUGAGUGCCAUGGCUUAUGACAGAUAUGUCGCCAUAUGUUGUCCUUUGAGGUAUAAUGCCAUCAUGACUCCGCAUAACUUAGUUAAAAUUAUUAUCUUAAUAUGGUUCAUAAAUUUCUCAACCAUGGUCACACUGAUUUCGCUGCUUGCACGAUUUAAAAUCUGCAGGACAAAUUUAGUCGAUUUGUACUGUAAUAAUCCGUCACUGUUGAAACUGAUGUGUGAGGACACCAGACUGAACAACUACUAUGGAUUAUUUACUAUAGUCAUACUCCAAGGAGGACCACUGUCAAUAAUAAUAUACACAUACGUGCAGAUUUUACGUACAUGUAUUAUGACUAAUGAGUCUGAUGCCCGGCGAAAAGCCAUUCAGACAUGUGGGUCACAUGUAGUCGUUUUCCUAAUCCUGCAAGUCAAUGCUUUUAUUACACUUAUUGCUCAUCGUAUUGAGGAUGUGUCGCCUUUUCUCAGAAGAGCUCUCGGUGUGUCGAUUUUAGUUUUCCCCCCUUUUUUGGACCCGAUUAUAUACGGACUGAAAACCAAAGAACUCAAGCAAAGUAUACAAAUUUUCCUAAAAAGAAAUGUAGCUUCAUCAGAGCUGUGA
This is a messenger RNA of Chelmon rostratus (copperband butterflyfish), 942 nucleotides long. RefSeq names its product putative gustatory receptor clone PTE03. NCBI's taxonomy places the organism in Eukaryota, Metazoa, Chordata, Actinopteri, Chaetodontiformes, Chaetodontidae. The transcript has a single exon. Gene Ontology annotation, molecular function: olfactory receptor activity; G protein-coupled receptor activity. Gene Ontology annotation, cellular component: membrane. Gene Ontology annotation, biological process: G protein-coupled receptor signaling pathway. The record is from RefSeq and is a predicted model, not a curated record. Bases 1 to 942 code for a protein of 313 amino acids.